Molecule: messenger RNA, 1710 nt
Organism: Aspergillus nomiae NRRL 13137
Lineage: Eukaryota; Fungi; Ascomycota; Eurotiomycetes; Eurotiales; Aspergillaceae
Exons: 5
Coding region: 1-1710 (569 amino acids)
Biological process (GO): alcohol metabolic process
Molecular function (GO): zinc ion binding; alcohol dehydrogenase (NADP+) activity
Source: RefSeq, a predicted model, not a curated record
AUGGCCAGCUAUCUCAUUACCGGAUCCUCGCGGGGUCUCGGCCUUGCCCUCGUGUCCCAAUUGCUCUCCCUCCCCGCAUCGCAAGUCGCGUCCAUCUUCGCGACCUCGCGAUCAGCCCUGCCCAGCCCCAAUCUCAAAGAGCUCAUCGACCAGCCUCCGGACGCGCCUCAUACGUGCAGCUCGACGGACAAUCUGAGCGACGCAUUCAACAUCAACGUGAACGCACCCCACGAAGUAACCCGUACAUUCUUACCCCUUCUUCGCAAAGGAGAGCGAAAGGUCAUUACCAACAUAUCCACGACAUUGGGUUCCAUAAGCACGGCCUCGCCGUUCAUGGCGAAAUUGACCCCAGAAUAUAACAUCACCAAGGCGGCUUUGAACAUGCUGACUGUUCAGUAUGCGCUGAGUCUUGAAUCUGAAGGCUUUACCGUUUUCUGUGUUAGUCCUGGAUGGUUAAAAACCGACCUAGGUGGACCCAGGGCGGAUCUACCGGUCCAGACUGGCGCCGAAGCAGUGAUGAAGAUCAUCCUCCAGGCGAACCACAGGGACACGAAUGGGAAGUUCCUCAACAUCCAUGUGCCGGGGUGGGAACGGACGCAGGGAUUCAAUCAAUAUGACGGGGCGGAGAUACCGUGGUCCUUACAGAGGCCAACUCUGAACAAAGCAAGCAUUGCCUUCCAACCAAUCAAUCACAAGUGCGAAACCCCCACCAUGGGCUACGACUUCACCGUUUACAAAGGCUCCCAGGACGGUUCGAUUCACAAAUCAAGCACACAUCGCGAUGCACUCCAAAAAGACCAAGUGCUCGUCCGCGUGACACACUCCGGGGUGUGUUUCACAGACGUACACUACCGGCACACAGACAUGGCGCUGGGCCACGAAGGCGCCGGCGUGGUCGAAGAAACCGGGCCCGAAGUGCAGGUCCUCAAGAAGGGCGACCGGGUCGGCUGGGGCUACGAGCACGACUGCUGCGGGCGGUGUUCGCAGUGUCUGACCGGGUGGGAGACGUUCUGUGCCGAGCGGAAGAUGUACGCGGCGGCCGACCUGGACCAGGGGUCAUUCGCGUCGCAUGCCGUGUGGCGCGAGUCGUUCCUGUUCCCGAUCCCAGACGGAAUCAAGAACGAAGACGCGGCGCCGUUGAUGUGCGGCGGGUCGACGGUGUUCAACGCGCUGCAUGUGGCGCAGGUGCGGCCCACUGCGCGCGUGGGGAUCAUCGGCGUCGGGGGCUUGGGCCAUUUGGCUAUUCAGUUCGCGGCCAAGAUGGGCUGUCAGGUUGUUGUGUUCUCGGGGAGUGAUAAUAAGAAAGACGAGGCGACGAAACUGGGCGCUACGGAGUUCUAUGCGACGAAGGGCGUGAAGGAGCUGAAGAUCGACAAGAAGUUGGACAAUCUCAUCGUCACUACUAGCAGUCAGCCGGAUUGGAAUCAGUAUGUUAACGUUCUGAAUCCAGGGGCUACGAUUUCGCCGCUGUCGGUUGACACGGAGGACUUCAAGUUCCCGUAUAUGCCGCUUUUGGCCAAUGGAUUCAAGGUCUUCGGCACGCUCGUCUCAGCAAGACAGGUGCAUCGUGAUAUGUUGGACUUUGCGGCCUUCCAUGGUAUCAAGCCCAUUAAUAUGACCUAUCCGAUGACUAAGGAGGGUAUUGAGGAUUGCUUGAAGACGUUGGAGGAGGGCAAGAUGAGGUAUCGGGGUUUGCUUGUUGCACAGUAG